Messenger RNA from Triticum aestivum (bread wheat), 850 nucleotides. RefSeq names its product barwin. The record is from RefSeq and is a predicted model, not a curated record. Gene Ontology annotation, molecular function: RNA nuclease activity. Bases 173 to 673 code for a protein of 166 amino acids. Lineage: Eukaryota; Viridiplantae; Streptophyta; Magnoliopsida; Poales; Poaceae. The transcript has a single exon. Gene Ontology annotation, biological process: defense response to bacterium; defense response to fungus.
AGUUUGGAAAAUUCGUAGAAGCUGUGAAGAGAAGAAAAGUCUACCAUCACCGUACCAUUCCACCUCUAUAUAAUAAUGGUGGCGGCGAAGAGCGAUUCCCAUUAAGUGUCCGCGGCUGCUAGCUCCUCCUCCCUCUGUGGUACGAUCAUCCUCCUCUGCUACGUUGACCAAGAUGGCCGCGCGCCUUGCGCUUGUGGCGACGCUCCUGUGCGCCGGAGCCGCGGCCGCCGCGGCGCAGCAGGCGAGCAACGUCCGCGCGACCUACCACUACUACCGCCCGGCCGAGAACGGCUGGGACCUGGGCGCCCCUGCCGUGAGCGCCUACUGCUCCACCUGGGACGCCGGCAAGCCGUACUCGUGGCGGUCCAAGUACGGCUGGACGGCCUUCUGCGGCCCCGCCGGCCCCCGCGGCCAGGCGUCGUGCGGGAGGUGCAUCCGGGUGACCAACACGGGGACGGGGGCGCAGAUCACGGCCAGGAUCGUGGACCAGUGCGCCAACGGCGGGCUGGACCUCGACUGGGACACCGUGUUCGUCAAGAUCGAUACCGAUGGCAUGGGGUACCAGAGGGGCCACCUCAUCGUCAACUACGAGUUCGUCGACUGCGGCGACAACCACAUCAACUUCCAUGGAAAGAACGAGACGCUACCGGCCAGCACUGGUGCUGUUGAGUAAGUAAAAGCUAGUAGCACAUGCAUGCAUUGAUGUUGCAUUGUUGCGCUGUACGCAAACAUGUAUGCAUGCAUGGCACGGAAGUUGAAUAAGUCAAACGGGAAGUUGGAAUGAAUUUCAUGUAUGAAUCUUAUGAUUGUAACAGCGGAAAGUGAAAUAAAUCUCAGAAGUUGGCAGAAA